This is a messenger RNA of Acipenser ruthenus (sterlet), 5532 nucleotides long. Its product is annotated as sodium- and chloride-dependent taurine transporter-like. Gene Ontology annotation, cellular component: plasma membrane. The transcript has 14 exons. NCBI's taxonomy places the organism in Eukaryota, Metazoa, Chordata, Actinopteri, Acipenseriformes, Acipenseridae. Bases 210 to 2081 code for a protein of 623 amino acids. The record is from RefSeq and is a predicted model, not a curated record. Gene Ontology annotation, biological process: neurotransmitter transport; sodium ion transmembrane transport; taurine transmembrane transport. Gene Ontology annotation, molecular function: taurine:sodium symporter activity.
GAAGAUCUGUUGCGCAUGCAGGCUGUCGGGCUAGUGUUUUUCCACUCAUGCUGCUGUCUAAUGGUCACCCAUUUUAAGAGACAAAGGUCAGAAAGAAAAGCUUAUAAAUUACAUGUAGUCUUGCAAUUCUGUUAUUCAACACUGAGACAUCGCCCAAGAGACAAGGGACUGCACACUUGCAAGGAAUAAAAAGGAAAUAACAAUACAGCAUGUCUCAGAAGGAGAAGCUCCAAUGUCUGAAGGAUUUUCACAAGGACACCCUGAAGCCGUCUCCUGGGAAGAGCCCCGGGACCAGGCCUGAGGACGAGGCGGAAGGAAAACAUCCACAGAGAGAGAAGUGGGCGAGCAAACUCGACUUUGUCCUGUCCGUAGCUGGCGGAUUUGUCGGUUUAGGGAAUGUGUGGCGCUUUCCAUACCUCUGCUACAAAAAUGGCGGAGGUGCAUUUCUCAUCCCGUACUUCAUUUUCCUGUUUGGUGGAGGUUUGCCUGUGUUUUUCCUGGAGGUGGCCUUAGGCCAGUACACCUCUCAGGGUGGAAUUACCUGCUGGGAAAAGCUUUGCCCCAUCUUUACAGGUAUUGGUUAUGCUUCUAUUGUGAUCGUCUCGUUGCUGAAUGUGUAUUACAUCGUUAUCUUGGCCUGGGGCUUGUACUACCUGUUCCAGUGCUUUCAACCUGAACUGCCUUGGGCCAAGUGCAAUCAGCCCUGGAAUACAGAGAACUGCAUUGAAGACACCCUCCGCAAAAACAAGAGCCAUUUGAUUGCAGCUAACUUCACCAACUUCACCUCACCAGUCACUGAAUUCUGGGAACGGAAUGUGCUGAGCAUCUCCAGUGGCAUUGAUGACAUGGGCGUGGUCAAGUGGGACCUUGCCCUGUGUCUGCUGGCUGUCUGGGUCAUCUGUUUCUUCUGCAUUUGGAAGGGAGUCAAAUCUACAGGGAAGGUUGUUUACAUUACUGCAACGUUCCCGUUUGUCAUGCUGAUUGUGCUGUUGAUCCGUGGGGUGACUCUGCCAGGUGCUUAUGAGGGAAUCAAGUUCUAUCUCUAUCCAGACCUCUCCCGCCUAGCAGACCCUGAGGUGUGGAUAGAUGCUGGGACUCAAAUUUUCUUCUCGUAUGCAAUCUGCCUGGGUGCGAUGACAUCACUUGGAAGCUACAACAAAUACAGAUACAACUGCUAUAGGGACUGUUUGCUGCUGGGAGGCCUGAACAGCGGUACCAGUUUUGUGUCUGGCUUCGCAAUAUUUUCCGUCCUGGGCUUCAUGGCACAAGAGCAAGGGGUGGACAUUGCCGAUGUGGCAGAGUCAGGUCCAGGCUUGGCCUUUAUUGCCUACCCUAAAGCAGUGUCAAUGAUGCCACUGCCCACGUUUUGGGCUAUUCUGUUCUUCAUAAUGCUUCUACUGUUGGGCCUCGACAGUCAGUUUGUCGAAGUAGAAGGCCAGAUCACUUCAUUAGUUGAUCUGUACCCAUCCUUCCUAAGGAAGGGUUACCGGCGGGAAAUCUUUAUCGCUACAGUGUGUUUCCUCAGUUAUAUUCUGGGGCUCGCUAUGGUUACUAAUGGUGGCAUGUACGUGUUUCAACUCUUUGACUACUAUGCAGCCAGUGGUGUGUGCCUUUUGUGGGUUGCAUUCUUUGAAUGUAUUGCUGUAGCCUGGGUUUAUGGCGUUGAUAAUUUCUAUGAUGCGAUUGAAGACAUGAUUGGUUACCGACCAAAUCCCUGGAUGAAAUGGAGCUGGUCUGUGAUCACCCCUGUCCUUUGUAUGGGUUGCUUUAUCUUCUCCUUGGCGAAAUACACGCCAUUGAGGUACAACAAAGUCUAUGAGUACCCAGAGUGGUCAAUUGGGCUGGGUUGGUUUCUGGCUCUUUCGUCCAUGAUAUGUAUCCCGAUGGUCGUUGUCAUCAAGAUCAUUCAGUCUGAUGGACCUCUCAUUGAGCGUAUUAAAGCUGUUGCUGCUCCAGCCAGAGGAGCGAGCUCACGCCCUGCUGACUACCACACCAAGGGCAAGGAGAGUGAGAACCUGGAUCCCAACGGGAACAACGGUCUGAUAAAGCCCACCCACACCAUUGUAGAAACCAUGAUGUGAGCGCUCUCUGUGAGAGGAAUAAAGACCUGCUUCUUGUUAUAUUUGCUAACUGUAGGACCAGGUUUACAUUGCUAUGUAUCUGCACAAUGAUUUCCUAUUUGUACAGGGGAAAUUGCAUAUUGUUUCUGUUGUGUUUUACUAUUUUUUUAAUUUUUUUUAUUGCUGUAGUUGGAAGCAUUGAUCUCAUAAUGAGUCAGUAUUUUCAAAUAGGCUAUUUUAAAGGCCUGUUUUUUACCUCCUUUUCUGUAGAUAGUGGAAUGAAAAUGGCCACAAGUAGGGGGACGGCCAUUUCCAGUAUAUGAACUAAAGUGUAUUGUGUUUGAAAGUGACAUUACAAUUUGUCGGUGUGUUUAAGAAUGUAAACCUCUUGAAUCAUCAUGUUUUUAUGCUAAAGUGGUAGUAUCCUAUAUGGCAAGAGUCUUUUUGUUGUUGUUUUGUAAAAUACAACUCCAUGUCACCUAAGCCAGCAACACAAUCAGCCAAGCAUAUCAUUGGGAGAUUCUGACCAGUUAUAAAAUCCAGGAUACUCCAGUAGGCACACUGUGUAACCGGCACAUCAAAGCAAGUGCUCCUGAUCCCAGUGGGUUCAGAUAUGCACCCUUUGAUUUGUGUUGAGUGUUUUUACUAGGUGGGACAGCCACCUAACAACACAACACCCAUAUCACUUAACAUCAACCCAGCUCUUAAAACACCAAUGAACGACAUGCCCUUCAUAAACAAAAAGACUACUUUACACAAACAUCAUUUAUAUUGACGAUGAAGCCUCAUGAUCUGUUAAGAAUACCUGCAAUUAAAACUUCUAGUCUGAGCUCACUGCUGACCUUUUUAAUAUAUAUAUAUAUAUAUAUAUAUAUAUAUAUAUAAAAUAUACAAAUAUUAUUUAAACAAGAUUUCUCUCUGCAACAUUGUCAAGCUUUAACACCAACUUGUGUUCACAAACCCCCUAAAAACAAACCUUUUUCUUUUAAUCCACUAUCUUACACAGACAAAAAAAAAGUUGUUUUUUUAUAUAUAAAGAGAAAAUGCAAGUCCCAGAGAAGUCCGUUUCUAAAUGUGGUGUUUUUGUGUGUUUAAGAAAUACUAAUCAAGGAUGGACUAAUCGGCAUACCCCCAUAUUAUGUUUUCAUUUUAACAAAUAUAAUAGUGUGUUUGUACACUACAGCAAAGGUUGUUUACCAUACUCCUAUCUUUCCAAAAUGCUUUUCAAAUAGUUUUAUUUUAAUUAUUGUUUUAUUUACAAACUGGUUAUUUGAUUUUUAAACUUGUAUAUAUUUUGUGUUUUUGUUUUUUUUUAAAUCACACUUUUUGUAAAAAAGCUCAUCAGUCAAGUAAUUGGAUUCAAUAAUGUAAUUGGCUUAAAUUUUGCUUUUGUUGUGCAAUACUUUGAUAGAAAGACAGCUUUUGUAAUGAGUGGUAGAGCAGUGGCUAUGUCAAUGUUAAGGUAAUAUUGUGCACUUUUUAUUUUUAUAAGAAUAAGUAUUGUUGAAGAAACUAAACUUUAAUAUAGCUGCAUUGUCAACGAAACUUGCAAAUUCACAUAAACCACAUCCGAUAAUCUCAAAGAAAAAACAACCUGAAUAUUUCCAUUGUAAAAACGAUGCUCAUCAGAAAUGCAUCCAGCAAAAUUAAUUCACUAUUGAAGAUACCCUUAUUAAUUUUAAAAGGGUCAUUUUUUUUUUUUUUUAAAUAAAGUUUGGACACAAAACUUCCAACGCAGGACUUGAGCAAGGUGCACAUGAGCUUUCUCCUUGCAUUUAAACCACUGCAUGGGCUGGAUAAACGAUUAUCAAACUCCACUUCAUGCAGAUUUAAACAAGGAUGGUUUUGUUAUCUGCUGUUGUGCAGUUUAUUUGCUCAGUUUCUUAACAGAUUUACAAGAGAAUUAGGCAACUCUGACUACAUGUGUAGGUCUGAAGACUGGCAAUGGACCAGAAAUCCAAAUACUCCAGUCUCCAAGCCCUGUGUCCUUUAUUACUUGACAACAAAGUGCUGGCGUAAGUCGUGGGUAUUUGAGUAUUGCUGUAAAUGCAUAUCCAACACAAUACAUUGUACGUGAUCUGAAAUUAGAUGUGAAACUGUAGAAAGAAAAAUCCACCAAGUUGGAUGGCGACACUACUUUCUGUUGGCCCUUCCACCACCACUACUAUCAAGUAAAAGAGCACUUGCUUUUAAAAUAGCAACCUGCAUUAUUAAAUGUCAGUUACUUUGCUACAGUUUGAAACUGCUGUAAUUUUUCAAAUGAACUCUUUUUAACAAAAUUUACUGCACCUUAAUGUGCUGAUUUUAAACUGAAGCUUGUUUGCUCAUAAUGGAUUGUUUUUCCAGUUUCACAUUUAACAUCGUCACAUGGUGUGAUUUACUUGGAAUGUGUUUCGGUAUUUAACCCCGGAUGUCUUUCCAGUGCUGUGCGCAGACACGAUUGAUAGAGAGCACAUGUGUCAAGUUCUUGGAAACAAUUGGUCUUGGAGCAAUGGGUUAAAAUAGUAAUGGAUGACAUCAAGCAAUUUUAAAGGAACACUGCCCUCAUCAUUUCAAUGAAUUUUCCCUUACUUCCCAGAUUAGCAAUCGAUAUGUAAACCAAUCAAAAAUGUUAAGCUACUGAAAUGAUCAGACACUUGUGGCCAAUGUCAAUAUUUGUAAUUUUGAUUGUAAAAUCAAGCUAUACUGUUUGAACCAUAAUGGUUAUUCUUUUAGUUUGUAUCUAUUUAUUAAAUGAAGUGAAAAGGGAGAUUGCACCGAGCACUUAAUCUGAAAUUCCACAGAAAGCUCUCUUCAAAACAGAGACCAAAACUGACUGUAAUUGCACAGUCUUUGCUCUGAGAAGCCAGGGCCAUUGGAAACAUUUUUUUGAAUCCAAUUAUGACUCCCUUUGCAGGUUGUUUUGAUUUAUUUGAGGGUCAACAUAGCACAUAUUUUAAGGAAAACCAACAAAUUGCUGUACAGUUUAAUCGCUUUUUACAGAGCUUCUUUAUACAACGUGAUCAAUUUUCAUGAAGCUUGGUUUUGGUUUGGUUAAGGUUUCAGUCAGGUUUUGGUCCAAAAGGAUCAUUUAAAUAAUAAAUAAAAUUAAAAAAAUCAAAUGUUACCAUGUAAGUGGUUUGCAUAAUUAUCACCCAAUCGAAUACCAGACGUCAUUACUUUUGACUUAAACUGAUCAAUAGCAAACUUGCAGUUUUGUCGGUGGAAGGUAAUUGUAAUGUAAUUGUAGUGUUGAGUCAUAAUUUAGGCUGGAGUGAUGCUGGCCUGACAAGAUGUUCUUGUUCUACCCAUUUCCUGUACUGUAAUACCAAACUUAAAUCUGUGGCAAUAUUUCAUAUAACUGUUUUACACUUCAUAGCUUGUGAAUUUUAUUUAAUAGUUUUUUGCAUUUUUAGAGAAAACAAACAUAUUUUGGUAAUAUUUCUUUGCUUUGAUAGACAUUUGUAAUUUGACAACUUUGUGAGGGGGGGGG